Molecule: messenger RNA, 660 nt
Organism: Striga asiatica
Lineage: Eukaryota; Viridiplantae; Streptophyta; Magnoliopsida; Lamiales; Orobanchaceae
Source: the annotation of a GenBank genome assembly
AUGGGAGAUGAUCGGAGGACGUUCUCGUCCGCGAGGCAACGGUGCUUGAGCGAGGCGGAGGUAGAUGCGGCGGCGCGAGGAAUGGGGCUGGCUUGGGCGGUUUGUUUCUAUAUCCGCCCCGUCUCUUUGUCUCUCGCACACUCUACGCCCACCGGAGCCAAAACCCUAGAUGAAAUCCUAAUUGGCGAGUCAUCUAGACCUUCGCUCGUCCAGGCCUUCCACUCGUCUCCACUCUGGCGUCUCCAUCGCGAGUCCACCAACCACCUGAUGUGGGCAGCAACUCCUUUUCGACCGCAACGACCGCAACUCGCUUUCGAUGCAACUGAUGGUGGUGGGUUUCUCGGCUACAUGGUGUGGACUGUGCAGGAUGAUGGAACCAUCAAGGUGAAGGCUCCCAGGGACAAGCUUACGCUUAACUUCAAGCAUCUGAACCUCGAUUUCCGGCUCAUCACAGACGAGGCCACCGGAGAAAAGAAGCUGAAUAUGGACAUGUGGUUUAGCAGCCGGCCAUGUCACUGCAUCACUCAGGGUUUGAGAUGUGUAACUUCCUUGGGGAGAAGAGGAUGUGUAUCUUUUAAGACCAUGACGGGCCUGAACGGCUUUAAGAAGUCAAGUGGCUAUAAUAUUGUGAAAUCUUCAGUUUUGCUUGUCAAUUCGUAA